GCACGCUCGGGAUGUGAGAGCCAGCGAAUUAUCUUCAUCUUCCCAUUUCGAGUCUUAGCCCCCUCCCCAAGUCGAUGGCGCGGUCGUCGCAUCUUUAAAGACUCUUCAUCCCGUGUUUUGGAAUAAAGUAGCGGCCGAGACGAGAUUCCAGACAAGCUCCAACCAUGGAUUCCUUCUCCAUCACGACCGAUUGUAUCGAGCUCGGGAACACCAUCUCGCGGGCCUCAUUGGUGCUUAAUGAAUUCGUUAGAGAAGUGCGCGAAGCCCGUUCGGACUUGGACACCAUUUCACGGGAACUACAUUCGCUACAGAGUGUCUUGACUCUUUUGAAAGAGGAUGCCGGCAACCUGCCCUCCAAAAUAGCUGCUCAAACCCCUGCACUCCUCGAGCAGUGUAACAGGGUCGUCAGCGAGCUUGAUGCUUGUCUUUUAGCACUCAAUGGCAGCGCCUUAUCGAAAACGCAGAAACGAGCACAAUGGAUAGCCGUCGGGAAGCAACAGAUUGCCCAGCUGAGGGCAGCUCUAGAAGCUCAUCGUGCAACCAUGGGCUUAGCACUGGACCUGGUUGGAGCUACCAGUGGCCGUGAUCUACACGACAGCUCGGAACAGGGUGAUUACGAUGGCAUCGAGAACGAACAACAGCUGGCCGAGGUCAGCAACGAUGUCAUAAGAAUUGUCGAGGAGAUGGCACAGCUGCAAGCCAAACUGCCCGGCGAAUUCGAGCAUACCAGGACCGGAUUCAGUCUACGGGUUUAUUUAGCCACAUUGGGGGUAUAUGCAAACUUAUUGACCGGUGGUAGCGAACUCGAAGAUGGCGGUUAUUUCGGAGUAUACGAGGAAGACACGCCAGAUAGCGCAAUUGAGGUCACGUCCGAGUCCUCGUUCCCGGCAUUCGACGACGCACCGCCCAAGUCCCCGGGGGCCGACCAGUAUAUCCAGGAGGUGAACCAAUUGAUGGAUGAGAUUCUGGAUGUUCCAAGUCGAGCACCUACUCCCCCGCCCAAAGACUUGAAACGCUUCGAGAGUCAGCGGAGGUCUAUGGUCACCCCAUUCCUUGAUCCUCCGAUAGCCAGGUAUGGGGAAGAAUCGUUUGGAGUUGUCACCGAAAUCAGUUCAGAUGGCAGGAAGCCAGAUCGCCCGCCGCAAAGCAAGCCCGGUCGAUUUGGACGAAUGCUGGGACACAUGCGCAGUACUCUCUCAGAACCGUCGAGUUCAGAAUCCAUGUCGACCAAUUCCGAAGUUCGUCCGUCGACACCCAUCAUCCAGGCAAGUCUGGUACGGCGCGGCAGUCGGAGGUUGUCGACAUCGAUCAAGAGACUACCGCUGUGGAACACGGAAUUGGAAGAGCCCGAAGGACCCCCUUCACCAGGAUCGAAUGCUGUCUUUGGGGUCUCUCUGCAAAAGAGUAUGCAGGCCGCCAAGAGUGGUGCCAAAACCCAUCAUUCCGGCAGCGGAUCCUCACGAAGAGAGUUUCCCCUUUGCUUGCACAAGUGCUGUGUGUUCCUGCAAACGGAAGGAAUCGAGGCACCAGACAUCUUUGCGGAACCAGGCGACAGCUUCCGCGUCCAGAAGCUCAAGGAGGUGUUCAGCAAGGCGCCGCUCUACGGCGAGAAUAUCAACUGGGACAACUACGGGGUGCAUGAUGCGGCGGAUAUUAUCCUGCUGUACCUUUCUCAGCUGCCGAAGCCGCUCAUCUCCGAAACGAUAGCGAAGCGGUGGAUCUCACUAUCCAGGCAGGCAACCAUCAGUGGUCCCCACGGCAGUCGCGCCGACCAGUGCAUAGAUUUCUGGGAAGAAGCGCUGGGCGGUCUGCGAGGAACCAGCAGGAGCAUCUUCAAGUUGCUGAUGAACGUAUGGGCGGAGAUCGCGGACGCAGCCGAGAAGAACGGCAUGACAGCCGAGCGGCUCGCUAGUGUCAUUCUGAAGCCAUUGAUGCAUACAUCUUCGGAGAAGUACAGCACCGACUUUAUGUUGGCAAUGGCUUUCUUGAUCCGCAAACGCAGCGAAUACAUAAUGAUGCUGAAUGAGGGCCGAAAGAGUCGAGCAGCAUUUUGAGAAACC
Molecule: messenger RNA, 2060 nt
Organism: Pseudomassariella vexata
Lineage: Eukaryota; Fungi; Ascomycota; Sordariomycetes; Amphisphaeriales; Pseudomassariaceae
Product: Rho GTPase activation protein
Exons: 3
Coding region: 165-2054 (629 amino acids)
Biological process (GO): small GTPase-mediated signal transduction
Cellular component (GO): cytoplasm
Molecular function (GO): GTPase activator activity
Source: RefSeq, a predicted model, not a curated record